This is a messenger RNA of Racocetra fulgida, 807 nucleotides long. The record is from the annotation of a GenBank genome assembly. NCBI's taxonomy places the organism in Eukaryota, Fungi, Glomeromycota, Glomeromycetes, Diversisporales, Gigasporaceae.
GAUCAUGAGAUUUUUGAUCUAGUGGAUCAGCUUACGGGGUUUGAAGGAGAGGAUGCAACAUUUUAUUCAUUACUCGGAGUAGAACCUACAGCUUCUGUAAAGGAGAUAGGCAAGGCACAUAGAAAAUUAUCACUCGCUUUACAGAAGAGAGUUUGUGUAAACGAAAAACAAUUUAUUGUUGAUAGUGAUAAUGUUUUGUUUCUCACAGAUGAAGGAGAAGAAUUUCUUUUAAGUGAAGAAGAAGUAUCCAAACCUAGUUUUGGUAAAUUAUUUCCAGUUUUGAUUUAUAAAUCUAUUUUAGGUAAAUUAAUAGCCGAGAAAAAACAAAAUAUCAAGAUGGGGGAAUCUGGUGAUUAUCAGGAGCCAUUUUCCAGCGAUGAUGAACGUAGUGAGGCUGGUGACAACCCGAGUCAAACUCGUAGACGCAAACCAGGCAGGAAAGCCAAAUCUAAGUUCUUUGAUCUUUCCAAUACCGUGAAAUAUAAAUCAUUUUCACUUGAAGAUUUUAUUCUUUUACCUAAUCAUUUCACUUCUUUUGAACAAGAAUUUCUUCUUGAUCAGUCUUUAAAAAAAUUGAAAAGAGUCUUUGGUAAACAGAUAGUUUAUCAAGAGAGUCAUUUUGAUGAUGUUAUUCAUGGUUAUAGAGAAUGUCAAGCUACUCAUUGGGGUGAUCAAAACGAUAAAGUAAUAGAAACUUUUAAUAAAAAAGUUUAUGAUCUUUUUCCGAAAACUAUCGAAUGGUUACCGGUUCAUAUUUUGGAGUUAUCUGAAACCGGUGGCAUUAAACCUCACGUUGAUAAUGUUGAG